AUGGGGACAGUUUCCGAUGCCACCUUAGGAGGAGGAGUACAGAUUCAGAUCAUCUACUUCAAUUUAGAAACCGUACAGGUGACAUGGAAUGCCAGCAAAUACUCCAGGACCAACCUGACUUUCCAGUACAGAUUCAACGGUGAUGAGGCCUAUGACCAGUGGACCAACUACGUUCUCCAGGAAGGUCACACUUCGGGGUGCCUCCUAGACGCAGCGCAGCAAGACGGCAUUCUCUAUUUCUCCAUCAGGAAUGGGACGCACCCCGUUUUCACCGCAAGUCGCUGGAUCGUUUAUUACCUGAAACCCAGUUUCCCGAAACACGUGAGCUUUUCGUGGCAUCAGGACGCGGUGACGGUGACGUGUUCUGACCUGUCCUACGGGGAUCUCCUCUAUGAGGUUCAGUACCGGAGCCCCUUCAACAUGGAGUGGCAGUCCAAACAGGAAAAUACCUGCAAUGUCACCAUAGAAGGCUCAGAUGCCGAGAAGAGUUACUCCUUCCGGGUCAGGGUGAAGGGUAUGGAGGAUGCAUAUGGGCCAGACACAUACCCAAGCGACUGGUCAGAGGUGACGUGCUGGCAGAGGCGAGAUUCGCUGCCUUUUUGUUUUGUUUCAGAUUGCUGCGCAGAGACACCAAUGCCUCCCAAACCAAAGCUGUCCAAAUUUAUUUUAAUUUCCAGCCUGGCCAUCCUUCUGAUGGUGUCUCUCCUCCUUCUGUCUUUAUGGAAAUUAUGGAGGUAA
This is a messenger RNA of Symphalangus syndactylus (siamang), 738 nucleotides long. RefSeq names its product cytokine receptor-like factor 2. Gene Ontology annotation, molecular function: protein binding. Lineage: Eukaryota; Metazoa; Chordata; Mammalia; Primates; Hylobatidae. The record is from RefSeq and is a predicted model, not a curated record.